UUGUCAAUAAUAAUUGUCAAUUGUCAUUGUCGUUAUUGAGGUUAUGUGUGCGGUUAAUUUAUUUAUUACUUUAUUUUUGGAAAAUUCGCUAUCAGCACAAAAGUAUCACUGUUAUAAAUAAGAUGUAAUACUGACGUUAUCAUAAAAAAUAUUAUAAAUAAUGCCCGAAGUAAACAUCGAUUCAACAAUUGGAAAGUAUGAACAGUAUAUCGAAAAUGUCCUCAAAGAGGAUUUACGAAUAUUGUAUUUAAAGUUGCAGAAGAUAAACGCCGAACUAACAGACCUUAUACAACAAAAGCAUACUCUCAAAGUUAUUGUAGAUAAAUCAGUUCAUCCAAACGGUAUCAAAACACAGGUAAACAUUGGAUGCAACUUUUUCAUGGAGGCCUCUGUGGCUGAUACAUCAAAGUUACUAAUGAAUAUUGGCCUCAAUCACUAUUUAGAGUUCUCAACUGAUGAAGCAUUCAAGUAUUUAGAUGCCAGAAUAAAGGUUUUUGAGCAGAAAUCAGAGGAAAUAUGCAAUAAGGCUGUAGAGACUAAGGCGCAUAUAAAGUUAAUGUUGAUCGGCAUAGGUGAAUUAGAAAAUCAAAAGAAUGGCAAAAAGAGUUAACAUUCAAAACGUAUUACUUAAUAAUUCAGUAUAAAUAAAUGGUCAUCCAAAUUCCUGUCAUGAGGUCUAUGUGGAACUACCAGCAACUCUUCAAUGAUAUUGUUUGUUCAGCUACAAGCGGGUAGAUUUGUUGAUGAAUUAUAGAAGUUAUUUAAGAGUACAUUAUAUUACUUGGGUUCUUUUAAUAAGAUUAUCUGGAAAUGUCUGAUGAUGUUAAUAAUAAAAUUAUAAAGCAAAUGUAUAUAUACUAAUUUUUGACUUUUAAUAAGAAGAACAUUUUUAAAUGGGGCUAGUUAGUAAGAAAAUCAAUUUAAAGUCCACAUAGCAA
Messenger RNA from Pararge aegeria (speckled wood butterfly), 938 nucleotides. It is a transcript of the gene Uxt, whose product is annotated as protein UXT homolog. Gene Ontology annotation, biological process: negative regulation of transcription by RNA polymerase II. NCBI's taxonomy places the organism in Eukaryota, Metazoa, Arthropoda, Insecta, Lepidoptera, Nymphalidae. Gene Ontology annotation, molecular function: transcription corepressor activity. The transcript has 2 exons. The coding region runs from base 161 to 610 and encodes 149 amino acids. The record is from RefSeq and is a predicted model, not a curated record.